AUGAAUUCAGCACCUAUUCGAAAAUUCCGUAUUAAAUCACCUUGUUCAACCGCCAAUAUCGGUCCAGGAUUCGAUGUCCUUGGUAUCUCUCUUUCUCUUUAUCUCACCAUUGACGUUACCAUUUACGACAAGAGCAGUCAGCUUCCUGCCUUCAAGAUGACCUAUUCAGGUGAGGGUGCGACCGAUGUCCCUUUGACCCCAGAGGACAAUUUGAUUACCAAGACGGCGCUCUACGUCUUGGCUGCCAACGGUAUCUUUGAACUCUCGGCAAACCCUCUUCAUCUUCAUGUCGAUAAUCCCAUUCCUUUGGGACGUGGUUUGGGCUCUUCAGGCGCCGCGGUGGUCGGCGGUGUUCUUCUCGGCAACGCGCUUGGCAACCUCAAGCUGUCGCACGAUCGACUCUUGGACUAUUGCUUGAUGAUUGAGCGUCAUCCUGAUAAUGUCGCUGCUGCGCUCAUGGGCGGUUUCGUCGCUUCCUAUUUGAGAGAGCUGGAGCCCGGUGUCAUGGAGCAUGUGCCCAGCUCGGAAACCUUACUGAGCCAUGCUGUGGAAAAGAAAGAAAAGCAAGAAGCCAUGCCACAACCACCGUUGGGGAUUGGCCAUUAUGUGCGAUUAGGCUGGAGCAAAGACAUCAAAUGUAUCGCUAUCAUUCCUCAAUUUCAAGUGGCCACAGCAAAAGCAAGAGCUGUUUUACCCAAUCAAUAUGAAAGAAAAGAUAUUGUAUUCAAUUUUCAGAGAUUAGCCGUGCUGACAACGGCACUCAGUCAAACACCACCCGACCCGGAACUCAUUUACAACGCCAUGCAAGAUAAAAUUCAUCAACCUUAUCGAUCCACCCUCAUUCCAGGAUUACCUCAAGUGCUAAGUCAGGUCACCUAUAAAAAACACGAUGGAUUAUUGGGUAUUUGUUUGUCAGGAGCAGGUCCUACCAUUUUAGCGUUGGCCACAAAGAACUUUGAUGACAUUGCUAAAGCGGCCAUUGAUAUCUUUAAACAACAUGGACAGCAAUGUGAUCCCAAGCCCAAAUACAAAAAAAGUUGGCAAUAUGAGGAUGCAUGUGAUAAUGUCUACCUUUACUGCGACCCAUCGACGAGUACGUGUCAAUAUAAAGGAUGUGCCCAUACAGACUAUCUACGAGGAUGGAAUAUCAGUUUCAGGGCAUUUCCCGAAAGAUGUAAUGGAACAACCUUUUGUCCAGACAAUCAAUCCAGAUGCACAGAGAAAGUACCUAUUGGAUCUCACUGUGAAAUUCAAAGAGAUGAUGAGUGUGAUACUAUCCAUUCUAUUUGUCUCAAUUCUACCUGCUUUGUUAAAGCCGCACCACUGGGUGGCAAUUGUGGAAUAGACAUUACAACUUAUAUUACGAACGACGCGACAGGUGUAGAAAUGGAACAAACGAUCAUUCGUGACAAUUGUACGGAUGGUCACUACUGUGAUAAUCAUGAUUCAUUCACUUGCAUCUGGUCCAAACAAAACGGUCUUCCUUGUCACCAAGACCGCGAAUGCUUGUCAGGCACCUGUUCGAAUGAAGGUGUCUGUGUGGACGGACCGGAUAUCUUUCAUCCAAUUCCUGCCUGGUCCUGGGGUGUCUUUGCCCUGGCGAUUGUCCUCUUUAUACUGAUCGUCUUAUCAGGACUUUGGGUUUUACAUCGAUACCAAUCCAAGCUCGUACACCAAAAGAGGAUCAAGUUCUUUGAUGACAAUGAAGCGUUUGGCAAAUAUGCCUCUUUGGCCAGUACAAAUCAACUUUCUAUGCAACAGCCACAAGGAUUUAUCUAUCUCACAACACCCGAUUAUUACACUUCACAAGCAUUAAGUCGAAAGAAAGGUGGAGCGCCGCCCCCGUCUUUUGCUUCGACCUCUUCUUUCAACAAUCCGUUUGCAGCAUCAUCCGUAUCACUUUCCUCGUCCUCUCAUAACAAUCACCCCUCCUAA
Messenger RNA from Mycotypha africana, 1935 nucleotides. RefSeq lists its product as uncharacterized. Lineage: Eukaryota; Fungi; Mucoromycota; Mucoromycetes; Mucorales; Mycotyphaceae. The transcript is spliced from 8 exons. The record is from RefSeq and is a predicted model, not a curated record. Gene Ontology annotation, molecular function: ATP binding; homoserine kinase activity. Gene Ontology annotation, biological process: L-threonine metabolic process. The coding region runs from base 1 to 1935 and encodes 644 amino acids.